Messenger RNA from Eimeria tenella, 590 nucleotides. RefSeq lists its product as uncharacterized. The transcript is spliced from 2 exons. The annotation marks the transcript as partial. Lineage: Eukaryota; Apicomplexa; Conoidasida; Eucoccidiorida; Eimeriidae. The record is from RefSeq and is a predicted model, not a curated record.
UCUACUGCCUUUCCACAGUGGAUUUGCCCGCCCUGGCCUCCCCACUUUGUUCUUACUGCUUCCUGCUGCUUUCGGAGAGCUUCGAGCCUCGCCUUCUUGCCAUGCUGAGCAAGUGGAAGGAGACUCAGAGAGCGUUUGCUGCUGCAGCAACUGCUGCUGCAGCACCGUCUGCUGCAGCACCUUGUGCCGCAGCACCGUCUGGUGCAGCACCUGCCACUGCAGCACCUACUGCUGCAGCACCUGCCGCUGCAGCGCCUGCUGCUGCAGCACCUGCAAGGUUCACGCCAGCGGACUUCGUCUUUGGCGUCACGUGGGCAGCAGAAGAAAAGACCCUUGAGGCCUCUGCUUCCCACGAGGAGGCCCCUCAGGGUUUGGAGCCCUUCAAGCUGCAAGCAAAGGCUCUUGGAGCUUUGGGGGUGGGCCCCCCAGGGGCCCCUUUGCCCUGUGGGUGGCGGCGCGUGACCAGUGGACCAGAGGUCAAGAGCAACUUUGCUUCUACGCUGCUGUCUAAAGAAGCCCGCGGCCAAAUUCGCCCAGAGGACCUUCUGCUGCUGCUGAGGCCCGACGGCCACAUUGCUAGCUUCUGGAGU